Arachis stenosperma is the source of this 784-nucleotide messenger RNA. RefSeq lists its product as uncharacterized. Bases 111 to 368 code for a protein of 85 amino acids. The transcript is spliced from 3 exons. The record is from RefSeq and is a predicted model, not a curated record. Lineage: Eukaryota; Viridiplantae; Streptophyta; Magnoliopsida; Fabales; Fabaceae.
UUAGCUUAAGCUUGUGCAUGUAUAUAUAGAUUGAGAACCAUGUAGCUAGCUAGCAAGAAAUUAGAAUUGAAGCAGCAGGGGGGAACAUUAGAGAUUAUUCAUUAAUAAGAAUGGCAAGAACUACUACUAUUCAACAUCGUACCUUGGGUGUGCUAGUGAUUCUUCUUGCGUUUUCUUAUCUUCUUAUAUGCUUGAAAGCAGUUCCAAUUACAAGAAGUGAAAGCCUCAUGCAAGGUUCUCAAGCCCAUGCUAGUAACCACAAGGAUGAGGAUAUGAAUAAUGAUGAAAAAACAGAGAGAAUGGAUUUGGAACUGCUAGACUACCAACCACCGGGGGCUAAUGGUCAUCACACUCCAAAAGCACCGUGAUGACACUAUAUUUUAUUAUUAUUAUUAUUAUUAUUAUUAUUAUUAUUAUUAUUAUUAUUAUUAUUAUUAUUAUUAUUAUUAUAUGUAACUCGUUAUAUAUUUAGAGUAGUAUUUUAACUUAGUCUUUUAGCUAAGAAAUUAGUAUUAUCUAGUUUAAUUGUGCAUCAUAAGAAGAACUACUACUGGUGUUGAAUCCUGCAUCACUAUCUAGUUUAAUUUGAUAUGGAUAUGGGAAAUCAUCAUGAUAAGUCUUUAAUUGUAUUUUUUAAAUUAAAUUCUGCUUUCUAAUUCAAAACCUGAAAUUCCUGCUGUGAUAGGGCUUAAUCUCACCGUACAAUCACAUUUUGCUUUAUAGUAGUAUUAUUUUAUCUACUCUAAAAUCUUAUUUUACCAUGGUUGCGGUUGUAACUAAUAAC